This is a messenger RNA of Branchiostoma floridae (Florida lancelet), 1374 nucleotides long. RefSeq lists its product as uncharacterized. The record is from RefSeq and is a predicted model, not a curated record. NCBI's taxonomy places the organism in Eukaryota, Metazoa, Chordata, Leptocardii, Amphioxiformes, Branchiostomatidae. The coding region runs from base 373 to 1080 and encodes 235 amino acids. The transcript is spliced from 6 exons.
GUGACAAUGGACAGUUAUGAACAAUAUUCUACUGUAAUACUAGAGUUGGCUAUUUCUAAACAAUAAUGACUGGUGUAAUUACAAGCAGAUCAAGAGUCCGUCACUUAACCCAACUUCCGGCUUGCAUCCCGGAAGCUGAGGGCAGAAAUACGGGCCAUGUUUCUUCCUGAGUCAGCAUGAUGACGUAGGUAGCAGUUCCCGCGUCACGUAACUUCCCUGAUGUGUGGAUGGGGGUUUUCCAGCUGUAGGCGAGCUGGUGAAUAACAACAGAAAUAUAAAGUCCGUCUACCUGGUACUGCGGCAUUUGAAGGCUGCAUCCAUGCAGAACUCGAGCGGACCAUUCACCUGCCACUGAGUCCAGAGCGCUGAGACAUGGGUCUGCUCGCUGCUGUUUCACUUCUCGUCAUCUGCGCCGUAUCUACCCAGGCGUAUGUACUUCCCCGGCCAUACCCGAAGCCAUGGCUACCUCCACCAUACCUGCCGCACCCCUUCCCUCAGUACCCUUCUCCUGACGGCAUAGACGGGCUCAGGGUCAGGCGAUCUACGGACGAUGUCGCCCCUCAGGAGGAGCUGUUCUAUGUUGACGUCAUCAAUCAGGUGGAGGCGUUUGAGGUGCCGAAAGACGACCUGACAGAUCACGUUACUGUUCUGAUGGACGCAAAGCGGGGUGUUGCCGUCUACAAGGACAUGACGCAGGAAGUCUGUAUGAUCAGCCGCCUGGAUGACAGCAUCCUCCCUAGCAACGCACAACAGGCCAGACACUUCAAAGUCAAGGUUCUUACCGAGGAAGAAGAAGAAGCCUACCUUAAUGCAGCGAAGGACGCGGGACAGCAGCCUGUCCUGAUGACCAGUACGGGCGCACAGGUGGAGAACCUGGCGGAGGUGGCGGGGCAGACAGCCGCCGACCUGUGCGGAGAGUACCCCGUGUACGAGCUGGUACCGGAGGGUCCACACAGGACCAGGCGGAUCGUGCCGCUCCUGGUCCGCGGGGCGGUGGCGCUCGGGCGGAGCCGGGCUUUCAGGGUAGCUGUGGUCGCCGGGGCCACGCUGAUGUUGACGGGAGAUACAGGGCGCAACUAAACCUUGUCUAUUCCCGACUUCUUUGCUCAGUUAAGUUAUGAUAUAUUUGAAAAUCGACUGCCUAAAUACUUACAAUCUCUAUUACAUAUCUUAUUGAUAAAAUUACAUAUGAUUAAUAUCAUGUUUUAACAAGGAGCUUUUAUCAGGUGUUUUUAACUACCUCUGUCAAUCAAAUGUACAUUGUUAUAGAGUUAUAGGUAUUACGUCCUACUACUUCUGAGAUAUUGUUACCAGGAUACAGUAUUGAUUUUUAUUAAUUGCUGUCCUUUGAAGGGAGCCAUGUAAGAUAGCAUU